GCGCAGCAUCCAGAUCUACAACCACAUCAGAGCAGCACAACAUCCAGCAGGAUGUGCGGGGUGGACGUGGACCUGGACGAUAACGGCGUGGAGGACAACAAUUCCCACGAUGCCGUGCAGCUGUUGGCUCCUCCCCCGGCGGAGUGUGAGGGCACGGCGUGGGGGUCACGGCGGGGUCCCGUGGCGUGUGUGUUCUGUGGGCUGGUGGCGGCGGUGUGGAACGUGGGAGUGGGCGUGGCUUGUGUGCUGAUGAUGGGCGUGGUGUUUGGGGCGGUGCUGAUGCUGCCGGCGCUGCUGCUGUACGCUGGAUUCCUCUGUCACUCACGGGUGCUGGCAUCCCCCUCCCGUAUCUGCGGUUACCUUGACGACAACAGUAGCUCCGCCCUCAUCAUUCUUGGCUUUGUGAUGAUGUCACCGUUAGUCGUGGUCGCCGCGGCGAUCUUCUGCAGCCUUCUCCGACGGUUCCGCCUCCUCCAGCUCUUUCAGCCAAUCAGCUCGGCCCAAUAUAAGGGGCGGGGCUUUGGCUGGAGACGGGACGUCCACGCCUGGGUCUGAUGGACUGCUGAUCCUCACACACACACUUUUACACACUUACAUACACACACACAUUAGUUAGCAGAAACGAUUCCCACUACAGUCGGUGUUCCGAUGCAGCCGCUGCGUCUUUCUGUCGCUUCAAUUAAAGAAUUUCC
Messenger RNA from Trichomycterus rosablanca, 692 nucleotides. RefSeq names its product transmembrane protein 88B (gene tmem88bl). Gene Ontology annotation, cellular component: plasma membrane. The coding region runs from base 52 to 555 and encodes 167 amino acids. The record is from RefSeq and is a predicted model, not a curated record. The transcript is spliced from 3 exons. Lineage: Eukaryota; Metazoa; Chordata; Actinopteri; Siluriformes; Trichomycteridae. Gene Ontology annotation, molecular function: PDZ domain binding.